CCAGGAAAAAAAAAAAAAAGACACAUGGAGCUCAACAGUGGAAAGAGAAUUUUUUGCAGAGGGAGAACAAUUUGAGAGAGAGAGAGAGAGAGAGAGAGAGGAAACAUAAAACCGAGGGAUUUUGUUGCGAGUUUCGUGUUUGGUUAUUUUUUUCUGUAAUUUUUUUAUCUCAAAAAUCCUUCUCUCUCACUCUGUUGGAAGCGGAGGAGAGAGAAGGUUGAGUAUCUCUCCUCUCUGCCUGAAGUGAUUGUUUUUUUGGGGGACUUUUUGAGUUUUACUUUAUCUUUUUUAAUUUUUUUUGUCUGGUCAGUUUUGGGGAUUGAAAGAGAGAUUAGGGUUUGGUUUCGGCCGUGACAGAAACCAUGAAUGUGAUGCGUCGAUUAAAGAGCAUUGCUUCUGGUCGGACAUCUAUAUCCUCUGAUCCUGGUGGGGACUCCUUGACCAAGAGAGUGAAGGUUGAUCAAGAUACAGAUCACAAGAUCGAUGGAGAAUUAAUUCAAGAUGAGAGAAGUGCCACGGGUAUGGAGCAGCAUAUGGCUUCUACAUCACUGGAAAAUGCUGCAAGCACAUCAGACGCAACUUCGAUGACCAGAACAGAAAAAUCAGGUUAUGAUCAGCUUCCCAAAGAAAUGCGUGAAAUGAAGAUCAGGGAUGAAAAAAACGCCAACCAUGAUGAAAAGGAUAUGGAGGCUGCCAUUGUGAGUGGUAAUGGAACUGAAACAGGUCAGAUAAUUGCAACUACAGUGGGUGGUCGAAAUGGAAAACCGAAACAGACAAUCUCAUUCAUGGCAGAGCGAGUGGUCGGAACUGGUUCUUUUGGUGUUGUCUAUCAGGCUAAGUGCUUGGAAUCUGGCGAAGCAGUUGCAAUAAAGAAGGUGCUGCAGGACAGGAGAUACAAGAAUAGAGAACUUCAGAUCAUGCGCUUACUUAACCAUCCUAAUGUUGUUGAGCUGAAGCACUGUUUCUUUUCAACUACUGAAAAGGAGGAAUUAUAUCUUAACCUUGUGCUGGAGUAUAUACCUGAGACAGUCCACCGAGUAUCUAGGCAGUACAACAAGAUGAACCACCAAAACAUGCCUUUUAUAUAUGUGCAACUUUAUACAUACCAGAUUUGUCGAGGUCUAAAUUACUUGCAUCAUGUAGUUGGUGUUUGUCACCGUGAUAUUAAGCCACAGAAUUUACUGGUCAAUCCCCAUACUCAUCAGCUAAAGAUAUGUGAUUUUGGGAGUGCAAAGAUGUUGGUGCCAGGUGAACCCAACAUAUCAUAUAUUUGCUCACGAUAUUAUAGGGCACCAGAGCUUAUAUUUGGGGCUACAGCAUACACAAAUGCAAUUGAUAUGUGGUCUGUUGGUUGUGUCUUGGCUGAGCUACUUCUUGGUCAGCCACUGUUUCCUGGGGAAAGCGGAGUUGAUCAGCUGGUGGAAAUCAUUAAGGUUCUGGGAACACCAACUAGAGAAGAAAUUAAGUGCAUGAAUCCCAAUUACACUGAAUUUAAGUUCCCUCAGAUUAAAGCUCAUCCAUGGCACAAGAUAUUUCACAAGCGAAUGCCCCAAGAAGCAGUGGAUCUUGUAUCAAGGCUACUGCAAUACUCGCCAAAUCUACGUUGCAGCGCUCUGGAGGCAUGUGCUCAUCCUUUCUUUGAUGAUUUGAGAAAUCCCAAUGCAUGCUUGCCUAAUGGACGAGAACUACCUCCCUUGUUCAAUUUUACAGCGCAAGAGUUGGCUGGUGCAUCUGCUGAACUGUGUCAACGUCUCAUUCCAGAGCAUGCAAGAAAAGAAGAUUGCUAAACCUGAGAUGGUGAAAUCAGUAGACAAUGCAACUCAAUUUUGGAUGCUUAGACACCCACGCAAACCAUUCUGCCUGCCCAUUGUUGAGGCUCAACCAUCUUUGACCUCCAGAUGGGGAUGGUUAAGAUAGAUAAUAGGAGAGUUUUACAAGAUUAGGCUGGUGGAUAUGCCGUCAGAAAUACUUUUUGGAGCUGCAGAUUGAAGUAUCCAGUUGAAUUAAGGGUACUGGCGAUGAGGUUCCAACUUCCAAGACCAUUUCCUUUAGAAUGUGGUGUUUAUAUGCUCAAUGAGUUGUUACAACUGUGUUAUCAUGUUUCUCGUAUAUGGUUUAUGGGCAUUCGUUGAGAAGAAUUAAACAGAUCAUCUAGAUGAAUUAUGAUGUCUACAUUUUACCUGGUUCCUUCGGGUGUUAUAUCAAAAUUCAAUUUUCCGGGUUAUGUCCGGUUUCUGCCAAAA
This is a messenger RNA of Jatropha curcas, 2243 nucleotides long. It is a transcript of the gene SK32, whose product is annotated as shaggy-like protein kinase 32. Gene Ontology annotation, cellular component: nucleus; cytoplasm. Gene Ontology annotation, molecular function: ATP binding; protein serine/threonine kinase activity. The record is from RefSeq and is a predicted model, not a curated record. Lineage: Eukaryota; Viridiplantae; Streptophyta; Magnoliopsida; Malpighiales; Euphorbiaceae. Gene Ontology annotation, biological process: signal transduction; peptidyl-threonine phosphorylation; cell differentiation.